AUGUGCUACAAAACAGCACGCCAUAGUGAUGGCAUGAGCAUUGCAUGCAGAAUGCAUCCCGGUCAAAGUAUCGCUCGCUCCACUUUCUGUCGCGACUCGACCAUCUACUCCAGGAUCUGUCAAUCUCAGCUCCUCCGCCUGUUCAAGGUUGUCGGCGUCGGCCGAGCGACAUGUGCGGGAAACUCGAAAACCCGCAUGAUGUACGGGGCAUCUGCCGACACGGGAAGCGCGACGAUGUGCCAGCCGACUGGGACAGCUGAUGGCGCCUGCGGCCAAGCAAAGUACCUGCCUGAGGCGUCGAGUUUUCAGCUCCAGCCGGACACAGAUCCGAAGCUGAACAUACAGUACAAGUACUUGGAAGUUUCAAGGGGCCAGACGACGACGUACCAAAGUCGAUGGCAUAAGCAAGCACCAACUCUGAAGUCUGCGGAUCCUCGAGUCACCAUUGGAAACAGAAGCUGCCUGACCUGCAGGCUACCUGGACCACCGUCUCGACCAGGCCUUCGAUACAACUGCCACGCAGACGUUCUGCGAGCAUCAGCAGCGAGAACCUCGGAGAAGGCUGGAUCAGUGUGGCUUGCUGCCUUUAUGCCUGACAGUGCAAGAGCUGACCACGGCAUACAAAACUCGAGGCCAAUCUCACCCCUGAAAGGUGACCCUGUUCAUGCUUAUGUUUCCCUCCUAGAGCGUGUAUAUCAAAACUCGUCGUAG
This is a messenger RNA of Aureobasidium namibiae CBS 147.97, 711 nucleotides long. RefSeq lists its product as uncharacterized. The transcript is spliced from 8 exons. The coding region runs from base 1 to 711 and encodes 236 amino acids. The record is from RefSeq and is a predicted model, not a curated record. NCBI's taxonomy places the organism in Eukaryota, Fungi, Ascomycota, Dothideomycetes, Dothideales, Saccotheciaceae.